UCCUCUUUUCUUGUGCCCGAAGGUCGUCGAGGUCGAGUCGCUGCGUCCGGGAGCAGUUGGUUGGAUUUUAGAGAAAUUAGUUCAGGAAAUCACAUACCUUUUCAACAACAAUUAUGUUCUCCAGGCUCGCUCGUCCGCAGCAGGCUGCUGCCUUGAAGGCGAUCUCACGAAACUUCUCAGUUUCUAGCCAGAAUCAGCACAAGGUGGCGGUGAUGGGCGCCAGCGGCGGCAUCGGCCAGCCGCUGUCACUGCUGAUGAAGCAGGCGCCGCAGGUGUCGCAGCUCUCUCUGUACGACAUCGUGCACACGCCGGGCGUGGCGGCCGACCUCGGCCACAUCGAAAGCCCAGCCAAGGUCACUGGCUAUGUGGGGCCUGACCAGCUCAAGGCCUCGCUGGAGGGCUGCGAGGUGGUGGUGAUCCCCGCCGGCGUGCCGCGCAAGCCGGGCAUGACGCGCGACGACCUCUUCAACACCAACGCCUCGAUCGUGCGCGACCUGUGCCGUGCCGCCGCCGAGGUCUGCCCCAAGGCGUUCAUCGCUAUCAUCUCCAAUCCGGUGAACAGCACGGUGCCGAUCGCCUCUGAGGUGUACAAGCAGGCGGGCGUGUACGACCCCAGCCGCAUCUUCGGCGUCACCACGCUGGACAUCGUGCGCGCCAACGCCUUCAUCGGCGAGCUGAAGGGUGUUGACCCGCGCGAGGUCAACUGCCCGGUGAUCGGCGGUCACGCGGGCAUCACCAUCAUCCCGGUCAUCUCUCAGUGCACGCCGGCCGUCCAGUUCCCGGCCGACCAGCUGAAGGCGCUGACGGAGCGCAUCCAGGACGCCGGCACGGAGGUAGUGAAGGCCAAGGCGGGCGCCGGCUCUGCCACCCUCUCGAUGGCGUACGCCGGCGCCCGGUUCGCCGUCUCACUGCUGCGCGCAAUGGACGGCGAGCAGGGCGUGGUCGAGUGCUCGUACGUGCGCUCGGACGUCACCGAGAGCCCCUACUUCUCCACGCCGUGUCUGCUCGGGAAAAACGGUCUGGAGAAGAACCUGGGCAUGGGCACGUUGUCAGAGUUCGAGUCGGACCUCGUGAAGAAGGCGCUGCCCGAGCUGCUGGCAUCCAUCAAGAAGGGCGAGGACUUCGCCGCCAAGAAGUGAUCAGGCCCACACAGGUCAACUGGAGGGCGGUUGAAUGUCAGGACAGUCGUUGUUACGUUCGUGAAGUGGAUGGCGUAAGCGGCUCACAAACGCCGCUUUUAAUAGCAGGGUUUUAUCGGUCUUUUUAGCUGGAGGCUUUGCCGCCGCCCCGGUUGUGAUUCAGCCGGCAUGAGCUCCGUGUCGUCAGCGUUUCCGGACUUAUAAUACAUCCUCACUGGGUGCCGAUGCGUACCCACACCGCAACGCC
Pollicipes pollicipes is the source of this 1386-nucleotide messenger RNA. RefSeq names its product malate dehydrogenase 2 (gene Mdh2). Gene Ontology annotation, biological process: malate metabolic process; tricarboxylic acid cycle. Gene Ontology annotation, molecular function: L-malate dehydrogenase (NAD+) activity. The transcript has 7 exons. The coding region runs from base 114 to 1139 and encodes 341 amino acids. Lineage: Eukaryota; Metazoa; Arthropoda; Thecostraca; Pollicipedomorpha; Pollicipedidae. Gene Ontology annotation, cellular component: mitochondrion; cytoplasm. The record is from RefSeq and is a predicted model, not a curated record.